Hydatigera taeniaeformis is the source of this 498-nucleotide messenger RNA. NCBI's taxonomy places the organism in Eukaryota, Metazoa, Platyhelminthes, Cestoda, Cyclophyllidea, Taeniidae. The record is from the annotation of a GenBank genome assembly.
AUGGUGGGCAAGGAAUUCAUCGACCUCUUCCGAAGCUUCCAAACGAAUACUAACCUCUCUGUCGAUGACUUUGCUGACCGACUAAAUCUCUUCACUGUCAUUUUGCUACUCCUUUGCACCCUGCUUAUUUCUAUGAAACAGUAUGUUUUCAACUCCAUUUCUUGCUACAUUCCAGUACAGCCGUCUGGCAGCGAAUUUAAAAAUUAUCUGGCCGACUACUGUUGGGUACACGGAACAAUUCCACUUCGGCCUGAUGAGCGAAUGCCUUCCACGCCAGAGGAAUGGAACCUCUAUGAUAAGUAUCGCAGAAUCAGUAGGUUCACUGCCUUAUCUGAUCCUUUUGCUUUAAGUCUAAAAACAGUUGAAUGUGGUUUGAUGCAAUCACGAGAGACCAGGGCAUUUAAUUUCAAUGCACACUUAUUUAAAUCGCCCUACAUUGUGGGGAUUCAAGUAUGCAUUUCCUCGGCUAUCAAUCGAGAUUCCGUUGUAUGGAAGUAA